Molecule: messenger RNA, 1819 nt
Organism: Moneuplotes crassus
Lineage: Eukaryota; Ciliophora; Spirotrichea; Euplotida; Euplotidae
Source: the annotation of a GenBank genome assembly
UUUUAGCACAAAUCUCUAAUCUAUCUAGAGAAUUAAAAAUGGAUGAAAAAUUAAUCCCCGUCUUCUCAAAGAAAAUCUUACCUUAUUAUGGCUACUAUCUUGAGAAUCGGUUCGUGCUAACCAAUCUUUGCAAGAAGACUUACGAUCAUUAUAUGUGGCAUAAACACCUAUACGGCAAGCAUACACUUGGGUGGCACCCAACCAUAGUCGAGAUAGACUCCUUUGAAGUAGAGCAAAGUGAACAAACAAGGUCAAAAAUUCUGGGUUCUUACUGAUAUCUAAAUUUCACACUUGAUUGGGAUGAUGAUCUUGACAAAUUCAUCAGAUUUUACAAAGACUUGAAAGUAGCAGAGGUCAAGACUCCACAUGGGUCUCACCCUCUGCUCGGAAUUAACUCAAGAGUCUAUCUGGGCAAGCCUUUUUCGUUGAUAUUUAGUCAAUGUAAUCUACAAAACCCGUGAUAGGCAAUGUCUGAAGUUCCAGCCAAAAUUUGAAGAAGACCCAUUUGGACCUACUCCUGAGACUCAAAUUAUCCCUCUGAAAGUGCCAAAGAACCAUGUUUUCAGUACGAAUCCUGACCUCGAAGCAAGCGGCGAUCAAGUAACCCCUCAGCAUUUAUCGAUGUACCAACAAUUUUUGGCUUACGGUACAAAGUACCUGCAAGAAAGUGGAAUGCUUGAUUUCUUUUAUAAAGAGUUCAGAGGUGUCCAAAACACUGACUCUAACAGAUGAGGAGAGUUCUAUUACAUCUCAUUUCAGCCUUACUACCAUAACUUAUUUGCAUCUUUGAGGCCAAUGAAGAUAACUGGAAGAUGUAUAAUCAUUCCCAAAAGAGAUUUCUACUAUUACUACUUAACUUCUCCUCAGACAAUCCCAGCAGAUUACCUGAAGACAGUACAAGAAGUAAUGUUGCAUUCUGAAAAUUUCAACCAGAAACCUAUGGUAGCCAUACAGGAUUUAACCCAUAGAAAUUUCAUGAAGAACAUCACAUUUGAGAAGAAAUGAGACCUCACCCUCUGUCCUGACUAUAUAUCUCAGUACUGGAUGUGUACCCUUCUAGAUAAGUCACUAUUUCCCUACCUCUUUGAUGAGCGGAGUGAGCAAUUUGCUGCUAAAAACCUGACUCUAGACCGCUUGAAGGAAGACAAAGCUACCUUCAAACUAAACUUAGUUAAUACUUACGUAUAUUUUCAACAAAAUAGCCUUACAGAUACCACAGGCUACACCACUGACUUCACAGCGUUCAGGAAGGUGAAAUGUAGCCAGGCUAUUCUCAAAACGAGGUACUUCAAGAGCAUCGGCCAUUACUGUAAGCCAAUCUACAGACAAGAAGUGUCCAAAUUUCUGUCUUUUUACGAUAUCAGCUCCCUAAAACUGAAGGACUUCCAAGCCUCUGAGGAGAUUUGUAAAGAACAAGAUUACGAAUUCAUUGAGUACCUCGAGAGAAAUAAGGCAAAACAUGGGAAAUCCGUCAUUGUAAACUACUCUGGCUUAUGAUGAGACAGGUGGAACAUAAUCAUCCCACUAGAAUCAGUGACUUAUCAUGAAUCGGUGUUCAAGCCUUGCUUGAAGAAAUUGAUGAUACCUGCACAGACAACCAGGAUUAGCUUCACUCAGUCAAACAAGUUUUAUAUAUCUCGAGCAAUCCAGUAUAUCCAAAAUCUCAAAAGAUAUUUCCCUGAUUCAGAGAUUGAACUGCUUGUCAAAACUCCAAGGAAAGAGCUUGUGUGGAAAGCCCUCGAGCCUUUUGCUCAAGAGUGGUUCAGACCUUAGGCUGAAGACAUCAUUGGCAGAUUAUUUCACUCCAGAUUUUAAUUCA